AAUUCAAGGCUUGAUUAUUUCAUCUAAUAGAAAUAUUCGAUAAAAUACGUAUCGUGCACAAACAAGUCAGCUAUUGUGUGUAUUGGAAAGAUAACGGCCGAAUAAUUGUUGGAAAAAAAUAUGAGUUACAACUAUGUUUCCUUGGAGGGAAACUGGAAGGGAAAAAAUGAUUGAGAAGAGAAUAUAUCGAUUCACCGCUCAUUCUUAGUACAAUCGAGUACGCAUUUGAAUCAAGUGUUAGUCCUCCUAAAACGUUGGCAAUCCCUUACCUAAAUUUUCUCUCGACUCGACCUACUUCAUUGAUUUAUACAAAGUAUCAAGAACCAACGUAUUUGCGAAAAAAAAAGAAAGAAAAACUACAGUAAUACGUGUGCAUUGUAAGGGAGCGUUUUGAGGUUGGGAAGCCGUGAUUCGUACAGUCGGAGCACGUAAAAACAAACAAGUCGGGCCGGCUCAUUAAUAGGCAAAUUCUUCUGCACUCGGUGUAACAGUCGGAAUUCCGAGAAAGUUCCUCUAUCCUUCUCUCUCUCUCUCUCUCUCUCUCGCUCCUUACCCACUGUCCUCCCUUCCGUCCACGUACUCGCAUCCUCUUUCUCUUUUAUUCUUCAUCUUUUUCUGUGUCGAUCUAAUCCCAUCAUUAGUUGCAUUGCCGCUAUGGCCGUUCCCCUCCAGUUCUGCUACCGAGUAGGCGCGGGUUUUAUUCGAAGCUCACCUCGACUUCAUUUCACACGGGGCUUUAUAGCUGUAAGUUCGUCCUCCACCUCACAAAAUUCUCGUUCUUCGAAUUGUGAUUUACAGCCGGCUACAGUUACUUCAUUUGAUCUCCGACAUUUCAGCGUUUCGUCUGCGAGCAUGGCAAAGAUAAAGGUUGGACCAGUUGUCGAUAUUCUUGGAGAUGAGAUGACUCGUAUUAUUUGGGAUUGCAUAAAGGAGAAGUUAUUGUUCCCGUAUUUGGAUAUCGAAUUACAUACAUUCGAUCUUGGAAUAGAAAACAGAGAUGCUACUGAUGAUAAAGUAACCGUUGACUGUGCAGAAGCUAUAAAAAAGUACAACGUCGGUAUUAAGUGCGCUACUAUAACUCCAGAUGAAAAUAGGGUAGAAGAAUACAAAUUAAAAAAAAUGUGGAAGAGUCCGAAUGGAACGAUUAGAAAUAUUUUAGGUGGUACGGUUUUCCGAGAAGCGAUUAUUUGCAAGAAUGUACCACGAUUAGUGCCCAAUUGGAAAAAGCCAAUUAUUAUCGGAAGGCAUGCUCACGCGGAUCAAUAUAAAGCAGUUGAUUUUUUAGUUCCUGGACCCGGAAAACUUGAGAUCAGUUGGACAAGCCCAUCGGGAGAGAAGAUUCAGCAUACUGUGAACGAAUUUAAAUCUGCUGGUAUUGCUCAGGCGCAGUAUAACACGGAUGAAAGUAUUCAAGCCUUUGCUCACAGCUGCUUUCAAUAUGCCCUGUCUCGAAACUAUCCAUUGUAUCUCUCCACAAAAAAUACAAUUCUUAAAAAGUACGAUGGACGAUUCAAAAAUAUAUUUCAAGAAAUAUAUGAGGCCGAAUACAAAUCAAAGUAUGAAGCAGCAAAGCUUUGGUACGAGCACCGUCUUAUCGAUGACAUGGUAGCCUAUUCGAUCAAAUCGGAUGGUGGUUAUGUCUGGGCUUGCAAGAACUAUGACGGCGACGUCCAGUCUGAUACGGUGGCUCAAGGAUAUGGCUCUCUGGGUCUGAUGACAUCCGUUCUUAUUUGUCCAGAUGGCCGUACUGUUGAGGCUGAAGCAGCACACGGUACCGUAACAAGACAUUAUCGAUUGUAUCAAGAGGGCAAGGAAACUUCAACGAACCCUAUCGCAUCAAUAUUUGCCUGGACGCAAGGUCUCUUACAUCGUGCCAAACUCGACAAUAAUGAAGAGUUAAGGAAUUUUUCGCGAAAACUGGAAAAAGUUUGCAUCAGCACUAUCGAAUCCGGUUUUAUGACGAAGGAUCUUGCUCUUUGUAUUAAGUCUGCUAAGGAUCUCAGUCGAUCUGAUUAUCUAAAUACAUUUGAAUUUUUAGACAAGUUGGCUGAGAAUCUGGGUAAAGCUUGAUGGAAAAAAAAAAUUAUAUAAAUAAA
Messenger RNA from Ceratosolen solmsi marchali, 2096 nucleotides. RefSeq names its product isocitrate dehydrogenase [NADP] cytoplasmic (gene Idh). Lineage: Eukaryota; Metazoa; Arthropoda; Insecta; Hymenoptera; Agaonidae. Gene Ontology annotation, molecular function: magnesium ion binding; NAD binding; isocitrate dehydrogenase (NADP+) activity. The transcript is spliced from 2 exons. Gene Ontology annotation, biological process: isocitrate metabolic process; NADP+ metabolic process. Gene Ontology annotation, cellular component: mitochondrion; peroxisome; cytosol. Bases 655 to 2070 code for a protein of 471 amino acids. The record is from RefSeq and is a predicted model, not a curated record.